UGAUCAUUGUCAAAAAUCGCACUAAUUCAGAUGCACGUAUACUCCAAGGUUACAAGCCAGUUCCAAAUUCAAAAGAAACAGGUAUCGCGGCACAGUGAGAGAGACGGCUUUUGCAGUAUUUCGUACACACUUUUCAGGGAAAAGGAAAUACCCCACAGUGAAACGCAAGAAUGUCCCGAUAUCGCUGCUGCCAGAAACGUUGUAUGCUCUCAAGAGCCUUUCUCGUGGAACCCGGGCAAUACUUGGCACAUCGUCAGUCAAACCCACAAUUCUAACGGUUCAAAAGAUUUCAGAGGAACCUCUGCAGCUGAAAGGAAGAAUCGCCUGUGAACGCAGACUCAAUGAUUUGCUACACUAUGGAAAAAUCUACCCAAUAUACUGUACCAAAGUUAAGC
Molecule: messenger RNA, 395 nt
Organism: Dicrocoelium dendriticum
Lineage: Eukaryota; Metazoa; Platyhelminthes; Trematoda; Plagiorchiida; Dicrocoeliidae
Source: the annotation of a GenBank genome assembly